Haliotis rubra (blacklip abalone) is the source of this 8528-nucleotide messenger RNA. RefSeq names its product fragile X mental retardation syndrome-related protein 1-like. Gene Ontology annotation, biological process: regulation of dendrite morphogenesis; anterograde axonal transport; regulation of mRNA stability. Gene Ontology annotation, molecular function: protein homodimerization activity; translation regulator activity; mRNA 3'-UTR binding. The record is from RefSeq and is a predicted model, not a curated record. Gene Ontology annotation, cellular component: membrane; neuronal cell body; dendritic spine. NCBI's taxonomy places the organism in Eukaryota, Metazoa, Mollusca, Gastropoda, Lepetellida, Haliotidae.
CCGCACCCAUCCAAAAUGGAGGACCUUGCGGUAGAGGUCUGCGGGCCAAGUGGAGCCUAUUACAAGGCGACAGUGAAAAAUAUUCAUGAGGAUGAAGUUACUGUGGAGUUUGAAAACAACUGGACACCAGAACGUACUGUCAAGUUCUCACAAGUACGUCUUCCCCCUAAAGAUGGUGGGGUGAAGAAAGAAUUCAAGGAUGGGGACCGAGUGGAGGUGUUCACCAAGUCCCAGAAUGACGAAGUGUUCGCAUGGUGGCCAUCCAGGAUCAAGAUGUUGAAAGGGGAGUUUGCUGUAGUGGAGUAUGUGGGCCAGGACAACUACACAGACAUCAUAGCUCUCGACAAGUUACGAUCAGGCAAUGCAAACCCUACAAUCAGUAGCAGUAGUUUCUUCAAAUAUAUACUGGAAGUGCCUCCUGACCUGAAAGAAGCAUGCCAAGAGGAAGAAACUCACACAGACUUCAAAAAACAUUGUGGUGCGGCUGUUAUUAGUUAUAACCCUACCGAUAACUCUCUUGUCAUACUGUCCACAAGUGAACAAGUAAUUAAGAAGGCUUCCAUCAUUGGGGACAUGUUCAUCAGAAAUCUACGCCAGAAAGUAUUAUUAAAACAGAGGACGGAAGAAGCGGUGAAAAAAUUACAGAGUACCAAGAUCCGGUCAGGGUUCAUGGAGGAGUUCAGUGUACGAGACGACCUGAUGGGUCUUGCUAUUGGAACACAUGGUGCUAACAUCCAGCAGGCUCGAAUGGAAGGAAUCACUGGCAUCGAGCUGGGCGAGAAUACCUGCAGGUUUAAAGUAUAUGGAGAGACUCAAGAUGCUGUAAAACAAGCUAGAAACAUGUUAGAAUUUGCUGAACAGACAUUUCAAGUCCCGAGAGAUCUAGUGGCCAAAGUUAUAGGGAAGAAUGGCCGAAACAUUCAAGACAUAGUAGACAAGUCAGGUGUUGUGAGGGUCAAAAUCGAGGGGGACAAUGAAACUGACCAGCCAAGAGAAGAGACCUUUGAAUUUCAGGGACAGGUGCCUUUCAUUUUAAAUUGAACUGUAGAAAGUAUUGCAAAUGCACAGCUGUUAUUAGAUUACCACUUAACACAUUUACGGGAAGUGGAGCAGCUGCGACAAGCAAAGCAGGAGAUAGACCAACAGCUGAAGAGUCUCUCUGGCCCCCAGUCUGGGCCCUACUUUCCCCCUCCGCGGGAAAGGAGAGGGAGCAAUGACCCUUACACAGAUGAAAGAGGAAGGCGUGGCCGAGGUGGGCGUGGCAUGGGGCGUGACGGAGAUGGGCAACAGAAGCGGCAUGGCAUGAACACUGGGGAUGAAGCGACGUCUCCAGAGCCUGUUGGUGAUUGGUCUGCAGAAGUAAUGGCAGAAGAGAGGCGGACAUCUGGCUACUUGACUGACAGUGUGUUGAGUGGAAGUGGCUACCGAGAGAGGCGUGGCAGGGGGAGGUACUUUCGGGUCAAUGAUGAUGAUGAUUCCCAGCGAUAGCCGUUCCGUCGUCGAAUGACCGAUGAUGAUGAUACCGUCCUAGACAGCGCCAGUGUCAACAGCCAAGAUCAAGAGGCAGUGGCGGUAUGGUGGUAUGCCCCGAGGCGGUGCGAGGAGGAGGAGCUGGUGGAAGCAGUGCCCCUCCCACCCAACAGGCUGCUGGCAGAGCUGGCCCGGACAGUCCAGUUCUCAACUUUCUGCUUCAGCGGGCUCCACCAGGCGCAAGCAAAGGUGGCAAAUCAACCCAGUGGAAGUGACUCAGACUCUAAAAGUGCAAAAUCUAAAGUGAACAAUCCUGCCAAAACCAAAGAGCAAAUGGUGAAUGGAGUAGAGAGGUCUCCGUGUGGACAAUCCUUGUGCAAAGUACUUAUAUUACCAUGACUGAGUGAGUGAUCUACUGCAUGAGCUAGCCCCAUUGUGCUCCCAUACACAGUGCAGUUAGUGCUAACCCCAACCUGGUUUGUUAUCUCAGUUAAUGAAGAGUGCAGGUGAGAGUUUUAUACCUGAGAGAUUUGUGUGUACUCGAAAGCGCUACACAAACCACUGAUAAAAUUCUGCUGCUGAGGGAUGCCAAAUUUUGUGAAUAGAAAUUCUCUAGAAGGCGUAGUAGUAGUAAAGCUUGUAACUGAGACAAGUUGUGUGUGUUGAAACAAUAGAAUUAUUUUGACUGACUGAAGAACUUUAAACCUGUGCCUGGAGUGAAUAGAGGCAAAGGGAGAGCACCCUUGUAAAGGGAGAGCACUCUUGUAAAGGGAGAGCACUCUUGUGACAGCUUGAUUAUGGAAAUCGAUAAUGGACUCACUGAAGUUGAAUCCAUCAUGCGACUUGACCUAUUUUGAGUGUCUUCAGUUCACGGUGCAGCUUACUUACAGAAGGAGUCAAUGAAGACCUCUGCUGAGAAGUUUACCCUCAAAGAGACCACUAAUCUACUUUCUUCUCUCAACUUUAGAGUUCUAAAUGCCAAUAGCAUAAUUUCGUUGUUAAGGUAACUGAAAACAUUGUUCCAGAUGUAAAAUCCUUACAGUUUGAUUUGCUGGAAUAAUCACAAGUGUUACAGCUGCUGUUUAUUAUGAAUUAUUUCACACCUCUCUUUUGAGGUCAAUUUUAAUAUGCAUUAUCGAUAAAUGUCUGUAUGAGUUUCAUUUGAAUAUAGAAUACCUGCCUACUUUAAGCCAUGGUGGACUCUUGACUAUGGAGCAACUGAGAACACAUGGCCAUAUUGUAUAUUCAAAGUGUCAUCCAAACAAUUUUAUUUGAAACAUGCUUUUUGGGAUUGUUGAACCAAUACUCUCCUGUUUAUUGAUAUUCUCAUAUUGAAUGAACGUCACCCUUCAGUUGAAUAAUUUGUUGUGUAGGGAACAUAUUAUCUUACAUGCAUAAUACAAGGUUUGUUUUAUCACUGAUGGAUUCCUGUUACAAAGGGAAAAGAAAUCGGAAAUGUACCGACUAUAUAUGAGAUGGCGUCUGUCUUUCUCAUCAUUUCCACAAGAUGUAUGAUACUAAGUUGAGGCUCUACUAAGAGCUGUCAGUAUAAUAUUAUUCAGUGAUCUCUUGAGAUUAGAAUAAGUUUAAUAGAGCGAUCUGGGCGGAGGGAGAAUUGAUAUUUUUCUAAAUUUGUUUCAGUAGACAGAAAAUAUUCUUACAGAUUAUCUGAAAAGAAAAGAAUAUAAUUCUUGUAGCUAUUUAAUAGAACUUACUUAAAAUGAUUACUUCAAUAGCAGAUAUUGCUAAUUGCAGUAAAGACAUUCUGCUACAUAUGAACUACUUUCCCCAGAAAAUGACAUGACAGGGACUAAGAGCUUAUCUUACGUCUUGAUGGAAAUCGAACAACAGAGAAUUACAUCCUCAUGGAUGGACAACCCAACUUAACAGUUGGACAGAUAACAUCCAGUAACCAUUGGACCCCAAACAACAAGAACAGCUUGAAGACCAAGCUGAAGUUUAGGACUGGACAUCAAGCAGUGAUCAAGCCAGGCAGCAAUCAGGUGAUCAUUGGACAGUCCUCUAAGUGGAAGUCAAGGACAAAUUGUGGAGAAAUGUUUCACUGAUGUAAUUGUGUGAAGCUUGACAAUGUUCAAGUCUACAGAAUGACUUGCGGCGUCUUUUCGAAAGAGGAACAACCUCUCAGAUGAACAUUCAGAUGAACUUGAGCAAACUUUAUGUACUCCGCAUCUCCAACACACCAUGCUGAUACUCAUGGCAUCAAGACAGUUUGGUAGGAUUUGACUUCCUGAAGAGGUGUUAGUUGGGAAGUAUAUAUCUACCACACUUACCAGACUGGGCCAUUUGUUAAAGCUUUGAAACUGCGUGCAUAGAGCAGCCAUGGUACUAAGACUAUUCCAAGUCAGUUUUAUACCAUUAUCACUUUAAUGUCAAUGACAAGGACUUGUAAUUAUCAGAGCACCAUGGUCUGUUUAUGCAUGCAUGUCUGAUUCGAAAAUGUUGUCGAUGAUUGUCGGUUUUUGGAAAUGCCUGAAGUUGUAGCUUUGCUAAGUUCCUGUUAAGGCUUAACCUUUCUCUCUCUCCGUGACUUCACAUGCAAACAUUUCUUGCAGUCAUGGAUGAGGGAAGGUCAACUUCUUUGUCCGUGAACUAGCUUGCCCGACAUCUCAUGCAGUCAUGGAUGUAAGAAGGAGUUACUUCUCUGUCUGUGACCUUGUGCCAACAUCUCAUGCAGUCAUGGAUGUGAGAAGGAGACACCUUCUUUGUCCGUGAACUAGCUUUGCCAACAUCUCAUGCAGUCAUGGAUGUGAGAAGGAGACACCUUUUGUGUCCGUGACCUUGCGUGCCAACAUCUCAUGCACUCAUGGAUGUGAGAAGGAGACACCUUCUUUGUCCGUGACCUUGCAUGCCAACAUCUCAUGCAGUCAUGGAUGAGACAAGGAGUUACUUUACAUGCACUGCUUACAUGGAGAGAUUUCUACACACUAUCUCUGACACAGCAAAUGAUUUCUUUCUGUAGAUAAAUGAAGUUGGUUGUGCGAGAAAGCGUUGUUUUGAUUCUGUCCUAGUUGGGAGCAGUGACAAGUAGGACAAAGCGUGUGUUGUGGUCAAUACAAGUUUGUGAUUGCUGUGCCCGGAUAGUGAGGAGAAGUGUUUCCAGACAGUGCUGUAUAAAGGAUACUUACUCCAAAUGUAAUGGACAUAAGGGAUUGAAGAAAAAAGAUGAACAUGUCUUCUCCUUUCUUGUGAAUCACAAAAACUGCUUUCGAAAGAAAGGGUUCAUGUAACUAUUUAUACACACAUUUUGUUGUGUGUACAAUCUGUUUGUGAAUUAGUAUUUAAGCGUCAUAUUUAUAUCAAAUUGUGUUGUGUAUUGUGACAUAUCAAUAUAAUUCAUGGCUUUUAGAAUUGAAAAAUGCAGUUAAGCUGCACAAAAAAGCCAAAAAAAGCUUGUUUUCCUGCUAAUUUCUGUACUAUCAGAUCUGUGUAGUAUUAUAUCAGUACUGAAUGCUGUGAGUUGACAGACUGUUCUGUGUUAACACCCUUUAUCAAAGGGAAAUGAAGGGGUUAUGGCUGAAUAAACGUUUUGACUAAGAGUUUACUUUACAGUUUCAUGAAUGCUGUUUUAUUUGUAGUUUAAGAUAAUAUGAUUAACACCCUUUGAUUUUUGUGAGUGCAUUUUCUUGUUUGACCUGUCAAUGGUAAUUGUUUUGAAAUGAUCAACUAGGAUGAGAUUUGUAACUAAAGGCCAUAUCAGAAAUAUUGAACUUUCAAAUAAAAUAUUCUGUCUUUAAUUUUCAGAAAUUGUAGAAACAUUAUUUGCCCUAUUUCUUAACUUUUUGCAAUAUAAUGAUCGAUGUAUUCAAGAAUAAGGUGUCAAAACAUUUUUGUGAAUUGGAAUACACAGUAGUACUCAGUUUCAAUAUUCAGCCAACUGAUCUUUGGUCCAUAUGAACUUCAUAUGUGAUACGUGUGUUAAUAUAGUUUUCUGGGAUUGGUAUUAAUUUGUUUCUAUCAACUGAUGUUAAACAAUAAGAGAAAGAAAUCCAGUCAUCUUACUCGUUUAUAGAUGUUGCAUUUGUAAACUGCAAAGUCCUGUGUGUUUUUAGCUAUUUCAGUCUAUAGAGUUAACAUGUGUGUUUAAUGUAGCUGUUGUAGUAGUUCAUUGUAUAUUUAUGACAAGCAUAUUUUGGACAUUGUAUAUCUGUUAGCAGAUUGCAAACACUAUCAUGAACUUGACAAGCGUAUGACUUUGAUGACAGAAGAUUUGUAAUGAUUUCAUAAGCACCAACAUUGAAUGAUUUAAAAUAGUUGGGAAACAGAUCUGUUGUCCUUUGUCAGGAACCCUACAUAUUACAAGAACAGGUGCUUGUGGCUUUAGAAAUCUCUGGUAUACUCAACGCUUUGUAACUCCCCAAAAGUCUUGUAUGGAAUCUUCCAAGCUCUUGCAGUGGAAGGAAGUAUCUGCAGAUUUCCCUGGGGUGAGUGUUGGACACAACAUUGUUGCAUCGUGCAACAGUGUUGCAAUGGAUGAACAAGACAUGACCAGCUGUGUUUCAGAGCUUCUUACCAUGUAGUGUGUGCUUUAGGAUAAUGGUUUGUUCAUUUGAAUUGACAUGUUGUUCCCAUGGGAAUUGCAUUGGUGUCAGAAAAUAUAUGUUUGUGUUCUAUAUCACCCUGGAGCCUAAAGUUGAUUAAAUAAUUUCAAGAAAUGUUCUUGACUUUGACAGUAUCUUAUUUUUUGUUGUGAGACUGAAUAGAGUUUAUAUAUUCAGCUUUGAAUUAAUUGAUGUUUAUUAUUGAAUUGUGACUACAAUCUUACACCUAAAUAUAUCUGUUCUUGAAAUCAUUUCUAACAGUAUUCUUGCUUGCCACAUUGAAAUGAUGGAGGUAGAAGUACUAUGACUUCCUUUCUCUGUGAACACAGCUGGUCUCAUAGCAGUCACCACUGGUUACCAUUGACAUGUACAUAAUGUAUUAUACUUCCAUGCUUAUGAGACAAGCAGAUGACUUUAUUUGUGGUACUUGAACUAACCUUGACUUUGGCAUUGAAAAAGCAGAGACUUCGUGUUGCAUACCCACCUUAAUCUUCUCCCUGUAUGGCAUGACAUGACAGAAACAAUGAUUGAAACAAUUCCAUUGAAGAUGGAAUAGCAAUUUAUCAAUAGACUUAACACGAACUAAAGGUGUCAUUUUUUGUUUGUGAUCUUUUUAAAAUUACACAUGUUGACUGAUAAAGCAGAUGGACACCUGUAGACAGUUUAAACAUCACCUGACCUUGAUAUGAACACUGAAAGACUCCAGUCUGUGACCACCUGUCUGGUGUUUUUAGAUAGGCAAUUGUGUCCUCUUGCUGAUAUAUUAAGCUAGAGGUUGUGCUAUCAUUAUACAAUACAGUAUGUUCCUCCUGUCUGGUAUAGAGAACGUCCCACCUUGAUGUAUGCCUUCAGGUUGGGUUUAGGUUAGAUGCUGUAGACAUUUUAGUCAGUUCCACCUGUCUGCUGUGGAGGCAGGAAAGAGUCCCAUCUUGUAGACCCUCGGCUUGGGUUCCAUCCAGAUGCUGUAGACAUCUUGGUCAGUUCCACCUCUCUGGUGUGGAGACAUAGGAAAGUGUCCCAUCUAAUUAACCCUCGGCUAGGGUUCCAUCCAGAUGCUGAAGACAUCUUGGUCUGUUCCACCUAUCUGGUGUGGAGACAUAGGAAAGUGUCCUAUCUUGUAGACUCUUGGCUGGGGUUCCAUCCAGAUGCUUGUAUAGUUCAGUCAGUUUUUUCAGAUUUACAGGACAGGUGCCAAAUUGUAACGUAAUGUCAGUGUUGUUUAAUCUGUCUAUUCUGUUUUUUUCUCUACCAAGAGUGAAAUGGACAAAGAAAGUACUUGCGUGGGUUAAGAUCCUGGUUUGUCUUGCUACCUGUAUUGACCUUUGAACAAUCUGCUGUUACUUGGCACCUGGAGGGAGUGUCCUUCUCAUCCUCACAUUCAAUAAUGAGGCAUAAUUACAUGUGCACAUUGCAUUGUCAUGAGAACACUCCCUGCUUACAAUGGCCAGCCUUUGUUCACAGAUCCAAACAGAAGGACCAGUGCAUAUUGGAUGUUUCAUCUUUGUCUUGGUGAAAUGCUGAAUAUAGAAUUUGUGACAUAGGAUGAAGGUUAAAAUUGAUUCAUCUGAAACAAAGAACUAUCUUAAAAUACUUUUGAGUUUUUUACUUAUCUUCUCUUAUUUCAAUGACACUCAUUUGUGCAAUGUUAACUAUCUGUUAUGUGAGACACUGUCCAGAGUGGUUAUUGUCAGGUGGAAGAUUACAGUGAACAACGAUGAUCUUGAAUGGGUGUAGGAAGUCACAUUUAUGUAAAUACACACAUAUUGUAGAUUGAUGUCCACAACACUUACAACUCAACUGGUAAGAUUAUAUCCUGAUGUUUGCAUGUGAAAUACAGUCAUUACUGAAGAGUGUUUGGGGAAAAGUAAUAACCAUAGGUACAUUUGAUCAGGUUUUGCUCUGAUCAAAAAUAAUUCGAUCGCGUAGAGACAAAGUGUCAGAAACAACAAUCCCUCCAAAACUAUCCCCGAACAGACUUUACCCCUGUGACAGCUGAAGUAGACAGACUGUUUUGUGAAAAGGCACAGCUCAAAAAGAUAUUGUUUUUUUUUCUUCUUCAGAGUUCCAAUAGUUUACUUAAGUGAAAGAUCAGUGUAGCGAUGGUUUCUGUAAAAGAUUGCAUCUGAGUUUUUAAAUGGAAUUUUAGUAAUUACCUUCUUGUUGCCUUAAUUUCAUGCUGUGAUUGACUUUAUCCUGUUGCCAUGGUAACCACGCUGCUUCUUGAUGGGGGAGGGAUAUGUAGUGUAACCAAAGAGACAAGAUCAAGUUGAAGUUUGUUAGUUGUUGUGCUGAAAAUAUUGUUACAGGUUUAUAACUGCUCUCAAGUUACAAGUCAUCCUCUUCAACAAACAGGCGCCGGUCCGUCACGAUGUGAAAUACCAUUUGUUCUGUUUUAACUUUGAGUUGACUUUGUUCCUAUUUUCAUAUCCUCCUCUUGAGAGAGAGUAACAGUGCUGUAGCAAGUAAUAUGGUCAGGUUAAGUUUCAGUAUUUCAAAACA